AUGUCUUCUUGCUGCUCUUCUCACAUUCAAACACCUGGGUUGUGCUCAUGUGGAAGGUCUCCAGUGUUGAGGACUUCAUGGACUGAUGCAAAUCCAGGAAGGAGGUUCUGGGGUUGUAGUCAAUACGUGAGGAAUCGAAGCAGAGGUUGUAACUUUCAUAUGUGGCAUGACCCAGCUGUUGGAGAUAGAGCAAAGAACAUCAUUCCAGGGUUGCUAAGAAGGAUUCAGCGACUGGAGGACGAAAUUAUGCGAAGGAGAAACAAGGAGAAGAUGCUGUUUUUCUCGUUGAUUAUCGCACUUGCAAUCGUCUGUGUUCUUGUAGUUGUUUGUCUUGUAAUUGUAAUUUGA
Daucus carota subsp. sativus is the source of this 348-nucleotide messenger RNA. RefSeq lists its product as uncharacterized. The transcript has 2 exons. Gene Ontology annotation, molecular function: zinc ion binding. NCBI's taxonomy places the organism in Eukaryota, Viridiplantae, Streptophyta, Magnoliopsida, Apiales, Apiaceae. Bases 1 to 348 code for a protein of 115 amino acids. The record is from RefSeq and is a predicted model, not a curated record.